AUGCAUAUUUAUGAAUUGAAUAAUACUAACAAAUAGUAUUCAAAGACAAAGGAUUUGAUAGUUAAAUGUGGAUCUGAUGGUGCUUGUCUAUUUCCGUAAUAAUAUAUAAAGCAGAAAUGUCUGCUUGUGAAUAAGAAUGGAUAAAAUAUUAAUUUGAUUAAGAGGAAGGAAAAUGGAGAUUUUAUCACUUAAUAAUCUAUUGAUUUUGGAACAAGUUCUUUAUUUGGAAUAAUGAGUGAUAAUGGAGAAUAUUUAAUUACAUGGGAUGAUAUAUCCAAAGAAAUUUAGAUAAGAAAAUAUUAAGAAAAAUGA
Molecule: messenger RNA, 312 nt
Organism: Paramecium sonneborni
Lineage: Eukaryota; Ciliophora; Oligohymenophorea; Peniculida; Parameciidae
Source: the annotation of a GenBank genome assembly